AUGAUCACCCAAGGAGAGACUCAUCCCUGCCUCCAGCCCUCCCCUGAAGCCAGGAGCUGUGUCAUCCCCAACAUCCAGAUGUUCUCCAUGAUCCCCUACAUACUCAACAUCACAGUCAUCACUCCCCAGGGAGCCAGAAGUAGCCUGGUUCCCUUCAUUGCAGAGCAUAUAAUUAAACCUGACCCACCAGAAGCUAUGAGUGUGAGCCCUUCCCCAGGCAAGCAACUCCAAGUGAAGUGGAAGCCCCCCCAUUCCUGGCCCCUCCCCAAGUAUUUUCCACUUAAGUACCUGAUCCGAUACCAGCGACAGGGAGCCACCAGAUACCGGCAGGUGGGACCAAUUGAGGAAACAUCCUUCAUCCUGCAAGGCCUGCACCCCAAGACCCAAUAUCAAGUACAAGUUGCAGCCAGAGACUUUCUGGACUAUGGGGAACUAAGUACUUGGAGCACUGUAGUGGCUACCACACCUGGUAGCAAGUAACCAGUUUUGGGGCAUCCCCAAACCCUCAGCCUCUAUCAUGAGACAAUGCCUGGAAAUUUAAACCCAAUAAACAGUCCCAUUCCUACUGUAAAAAUGGAGAUUUGAACCUUGGACUUCAAUUCCCAAAAGUCCUUGGUAGCUCCCAGCUGUAAUCCCACUGAGAUCCCCACCUGGGUGAGAUCAAAAUUCUUAUUUAAACCGGCUGUAAAGCCUACUGAGGUCUCUUCCUGUACUCGGAGAUUACAAGGAUGUAGUAAGUGAAAUUGAGUGGGCCUUUUGGCCCUCCUAGGCACAUGCUUUCUUAUUUUGUAUUUUCUUUAUUUCUUAACCUUUAAUAAACCUCAUAAAAAUAUAAUACUUUUAGCAGAGAAACUAAUUUUAACUGUUACAGUUUUGGCGAGCCACAUCGGUAGUGACAAAAUACCUUCAAUCUUCUGAUCUUUUCUCUACUGUAACUAAGUUCAGAUUUUAAUAGCUAGUGCCUAGUUGUUGUUUUUUUAAAGCCAAGUUUCUCCAAGCCUUUUUAGCAAGCCUCUUGACUCAUCCCAGCUGCUGCCUGCCUGUUUCUGCGACCUGGUGACUGAUGCUCCUACUCUUUCUCUCGCUCACCUGGCCCAGCUGAUUCACGCACCUCUGGCUCAUCUCCCCAGGCCCAGCCCCAGGACCCAGGCUGCUGAUAGCAGACCCAAUUUCUUCAGGAUUAAACACCAAUUGGCAAAAAACGGGAAUGGAUGUUUCCUUAGGCUACAAUUAGCCUCCAUGUGGACUGGAGGCAGGGGAUCACAGGGAGGGAGAAAGAAAGAAAAGAAGGAAGAGGCUUUUCCAAACAGGAACUUACAAGCAUGGCUACUUUAAGAGGAUAUCUUUUGACUAUAUUGAUUCUUUUAUUUAUAUCACCUUAGUGCCAGGGAAAAAAAUUCAGCUCCCUGCAACUCUAGCCAAAUUUGAGAUUCCUCACUAUGGGGAAGCAACUCAGUGGCUCAGUGGCUUGAGAGCCAGGCCUAGAGAUGGGAGGUCCUUGGUUGAAAUCUGGCCUCAGACACUUCCUGGCAGUAUGGCCCUGGACAGGUCAUUUAACCCCCAUUGCCCAACCAUUACCAAUUUUCUGUCUUCUGACAACAAUUAUCUAAAUGGAUAAAAACUGAGGGAACUUUAAAGAGACUGGAGGUUAUAUUUUUAAGGAAUUUAAGACUCUGUUUUAUAAAAAUCUCUGUAUUCUAUUGCAUUUUGAUGAUUGUUUUGUUUAAGUUUUAACUUUGUGAUUUUAAGUUCAUAUAUUACUGCAUUCAAUAUUAUUCUGUUACACUGAAUCAUUUUAAUGUAUUGGGUUUUAACUACUGCUAAAUUCUGUUGCUUUUCCUCUAUAACUAUACUGAACAAACAUUAUUGAGUAAGCCCAUAUAAAAAACAGCUUUUCUAUUUUUGACUUUGUAAAUUGUCACAUAGAGGAUAGAUGGACUCCAUCAGAAAAGUGCUACAACAACCUUCGGAAAAUUUAAAGAGCUAAUUAUCUCAAACUGAUUUUAAGUGUUCUUUAGACAUGAUUUUUAGAAUUUUUCUUAACAAUUUCUGGUCAUUUUGCCUGCCCCUACCAUGAGGUAAGGCCCAUUCUAGUAGCUGAAGUGAAAUACAAUUAUAACCCCCAACCUCCCACAUUUAUAAAAAUGUGAAUGGAAGCUGGGCAGUUAAUCCCAGGGCAUGUACCCCUAGAAGCCUCCCAAAGAAAAAAGGGAGCAUCUCUCAUUUAUACUCUUCAGCUCAUUUUACUUUCACCAGAAUGGUAUCUAGAAUUCUUGAUGUUCAAAACCCAAAGUAAGAUUUACUUUGUUUAAAAAUAUGGUUACCAAGGUUGAAAGAUUUGCUACAUUUGUAAAAAUUGUGACAAAUAUCCAUCAGUUCAUAGGCUUUUAAAAAAUGCCAUACAGGAACUCAUGUGAAAUGUGAUAGUGGGCUUGUUUGUUAUUGUAUUUAAUUGGGCUAUUGAGAAUUUUGGGGAUAUUGAUAACUACAUAUUUGUACUACUGUUGUACUCACAGUAGAUCAUGGCCAGAUAUGAAGAAGAAAUGGAUCUCAUUUUUGGUGAGAAAGUCUUGUAUUCUAUAUUUUCUUAGCUGACACAGUGUGUCAAUGAUUAUAAGCUACAUUUUGAAUUUUAAAAACUCUUUUAUUAUAUUUUUCUUGCAUGUGCAAUAUACUAUUUCAGUUUUUUAUUUUUUCUCUCCUUUUUAUAUUUGAAGCACAUCACCAGCAUUAAGAUUUUCUUUAUCUUUUUGAUUUUGCAGUAAUAUAAGUUUAAAAUAUUAUCUAAUUAUCUAAUGCAUGCCCCAAAAGCUUGAGACUAUAAAAAUGAUGCCACUAAUUGUUUAAAAAAAUUAUGGGACUUUGCUUAAUGAUUCUGUCUGAUUCCAGGACAAGAUAUACAAAAGAGUAAUUUCACAGGGCUAAUGAAGCACAAAGCUAAACCUGAUUAGUGCCACAAAGAGAACGCAGGAUAUAUUAGUGUGAAGACUCAAGGUUGCGACCUUUAACAUAUGUUAAGACAUGGGCCUUCCUUGUAUCCACACUCACUCUGAAAAUACUUACAGAUGAGUAUCCCCAAACUUGGCCCCUACUUGGUUCCUAUAAUCUGGUCCCUUUUCUGUCUUUCACAGUGUGGCAAACUUCCUGUAGUCUUGGCUACUGACUGGGUAAAUGCAUCAUUGCUUAGAUCAUUUUAAUUGGGCCCUGAUUCAAGGACCUGUUAAUAGAUUUACUUUUCCUUUACUUGGAAUUUUCACACAUAAGACUUUGAUAGUCUAUAUUUUCAUCCAGAAAUUUUCUUUUUUUAUUUGGAUUUUUCUGAUGUCUUUUUAAUUUCUCUUGUCAAAUUGAUUCAUAUACCUCAUAACUCAGCCAUGCAUCCCUAAGUGAUCCUGUGUUUUUCAAUCACCCUAUUCACAGGGAAAUGUAAAAAUAAUAUUAUUUUAAAUUGCAAAGUUUUAAGAAGAAUUUUAGGGUAAGAAAGAUGAUACCUCUCUGAAUCCAGGAACUGAACUGUUUGGAGAAGACACCAUGAAGAUGCCUCCAGCUGCAUGAGAAGAUUGAGAAUGAACUUUGGGUGUGGUUGAUUGAACAUUUAUUUGUAUCUAUACUUUCAUGCCAAAGGGGACUGCCCCCUAACUGGCUUUUUGUCAAUGUGUCUAGCAAUUAUUGGUUUUGUUCUUUUUUCCUCUUAUCCUCAAAUUGUUGUAAUCUUUAAGUUGAUUGUAUUUUCAUGAUCCUUUUGGGGAAAAAACUUUUCACAAAUGAUCAAAUGGACAAAUGUAAAAAUGGAGAUUUGAACCCCGGACUUCAAUUCCCAGAAGUCCUUGGUAGCUCCCAGAGUUCCCUGUAAUCCCACUGAGAUCCCCACCUGGGCGAGAUCAAAAUUCUUAUUUAAACUGGCUGUAAAGCCUACUGAGGUCUCUUCCUGUACUUGGAGAUUGUAAGGAUGUAGUAAAUGAAAUUGAGUGGGCCUUUUGGCCCUCUUAGGCACGUGCUUUCUUAUUUUGUAUUUUCUUUAUUUCUUAAUCUUUAAUAAACCUCAUAAAAAAUAAUACUUUUAGCAGAGAAAUUAAUUUUAACUG
Molecule: messenger RNA, 4085 nt
Organism: Monodelphis domestica (gray short-tailed opossum)
Lineage: Eukaryota; Metazoa; Chordata; Mammalia; Didelphimorphia; Didelphidae
Gene: EBI3
Product: Epstein-Barr virus induced 3
Molecular function (GO): protein binding
Source: RefSeq, a predicted model, not a curated record